AUGGCGAUGCAGAACUGGCCCAACGGACUUGUGCUUCCAUCGGGGGUUUUCCUACUCUCUUUCGUCCUUGCAAUUUCCGUCAUUUUGGUGACCGUGACUGCUCUAGUCAUUACCUCGAAACGGCUGGUCAAUGAUAUAAACACAGCACACAACACUAGCGGCUACCUUGUUGACUUCCUUUUGCCAUCCAACUCGCAGGACCGCGUUCCCUUUGCAGCAGGACAAAACCCUUUCGCGAUUCUAUACCAACACUACCGGUUCGUCAUCGACGGGCCCGGCCUGAUCAACAAGGGCUAUGUCCGUUUUAAGCAGGGCUUGUUCGAGAUCCCACGCACGUUCCGCUUUGGACAGGUUAUCCUGUGCAAGCCGGAGCUGAUUGAGGGAUUGAGAACCACGCGCAGCGCGGUGGCCUCGCCUGAGCCAUGGAUUGAUCAGGUGAAAUGCCCCCCCACCGUGCAUCUUCUCUUGCAAAUUUCUCAUGUCAUGCCGGGCUACUUUCCCAAGGGCGGGGGGUGGCCGGCCAUUGCAAAGACCACGCCGGGCGUCAUCCGCGGAACGGUGUAUAAGGAACUGGAUCGGUACAUACCCUCGAUGGACCAGGCCAUUCUCUCUCAAUUUCACACUUUGCAGUUUAAUGAUGACGAAUGCAGUGUGGGCUGCUUCGAUUUCGCAUACUCCAUUGUUGCGCGCAGUGGUAGCUUUGCCAUGGUCGGCUCGCAGCUCUCGCAGAACGAAGAAUAUCUCAAGGCCGUCAAGGACCAUAUUCUUGGAAUGAUCAUGACUACUCGCGUGCAGUUCCUGGUCCCUGAUUGCUUGAAGCGGGCUAGGUACAUUGGGGGAUUUAUCAGUCAUCUCGCUACCCUUGGUACCCGCUGGGAUAUGCACGCCUCGCGCAAGAUCCUACUCAAGCACUUCAAUGCUCGCGCGGCCGAGUACCGUGACGAGAUGGCUAGUGAAGAGUUAAAUCACCAGCCUCGUCCCGAGGACAUGCACAAACCGGUCGAGAUCUUCCGCUGGCUAUAUGAAAGCUCCGUUCUCCGCCAGCGAUGGAGCUACUCCGAGGUGAUUGGCGAGAUGCUGCUGCUGCAAUUUGCAUUCAUCUAUACCACAGCCUAUGGUCUUUACGGUGCACUGGCCGAACUCGCGCGGCGCCCCGAGUACAUAACACCCCUGCGCGAGGAGGUCGAGACAAUCCUCACAGAGCUAGGGCCCACAGUGGCCGCGUGCGACAGGAUGAUCCUACUGGAUAGUUUCUUAAAAGAGUGCCAGCGGCUGCACCCCCCUGCAGCCGUCUCUGCCCACCGGGUCUGUGUCACGCCCCUGCAACUUUCCAACGGUAUUACCCUCAAGCCCGGAACUCACGUCGGCGUUCCAAGUGGUGUGAUCCAGCGCUCGAGCGAGUACUACGAGAACCCCGAAGCCUUUGAUGGGUUCCGGUUCGUCAAACGAGCGGCCGCCGGAGCCAAGGACUCGCGGUUCGUCGAUCUGAGCCCGGAGUAUCUAGUCUUUGGAAUGGGGGUGCAUGCCUGUCCCGGCCGCUGGAUGGCAAGCGCCCUAAUGAAGCUGGUCUUCGCCCACAUCCUGACUCGGUGGAACGUGUUUCUGCCGGGGUCCUCGCAGGGUCCGGUGACGGGAUCGCUUUCAUUCGAGGAGUUUUACGUGCCGAAUUUCGGACUGAAGAUUGGGUUGCGUCGGCGGAAGUAA
This is a messenger RNA of Penicillium alfredii, 1704 nucleotides long. RefSeq names its product cytochrome P450. Bases 1 to 1704 code for a protein of 567 amino acids. Gene Ontology annotation, molecular function: heme binding; iron ion binding; oxidoreductase activity, acting on paired donors, with incorporation or reduction of molecular oxygen. NCBI's taxonomy places the organism in Eukaryota, Fungi, Ascomycota, Eurotiomycetes, Eurotiales, Aspergillaceae. The record is from RefSeq and is a predicted model, not a curated record. The transcript is spliced from 11 exons.